AUGAACAAACGUUCGGAUCCGAAGAAAUCGAACCAAACAAACAUGCCUUUUGUACAGUCUGUUGCACCACGAGCGCCGCGAUCACCGCCACUGCGACCACCGGUUUUGCGAUCACCGACACCGGAACCACGACCACUGACACUGGAACCACGACCGCCGACCUUGGGACCGCGACCACUGACACCACCACUUUCCAUUGCUCGUCCAAAUAUGGAUAUGUUUGUCGAUGGAAUCCGUAACUCUCCAUUGUAUGGACAUAUACCAGUUUUGACCGAUGAACAGCGUUUCCGAUGCCGUCGCCAGGCUCCUACACAUACAGCAAACCAUACAUGGACUCAGUCUAAGAUUGACCCGCGCUCGUUGCUUGUCAAUGUCAACAACAUCCAAUCUGAGCAGAAAAUUGUCAAUAUCACUUAUACGGAUCCAACCGGUGGAAGUAUGAUAGUAACACGUCGCCGUGAAGAUGGUUAUCUCGACGUCCGUGCGGUCUACUCUCGUAACUUCAUUGUUGCUGCAUCGGCUAGUCCACUUGCGCUAUUACCACCUCCUAACUUCCGCCAAAUGGUCCUCGAAAUGAUGGAAAUUAUUGCAAAAUUUCCCAAAAGUUAUUACAAUACGAUUUCCGGGGAUUCGGCACUCACCAGUUCAAAAUAA
This is a messenger RNA of Cercopithifilaria johnstoni, 654 nucleotides long. The record is from the annotation of a GenBank genome assembly. NCBI's taxonomy places the organism in Eukaryota, Metazoa, Nematoda, Chromadorea, Rhabditida, Onchocercidae.